CCCUGCCAGCCCAGCCUCCCCAGGAGGGCCGUCCGACGGCCGGGGCUCGCCGCGCCAGCUGCCCCCUCGAGGGGGGGAAGCCCGAGUAGGGGGUGCCCGUGGGUACAGCCCCCCUCGGCCCCUGCUGCCCGGGCUGGAUGCUGCUGCCAUGGGGCGCGGGGCUCCCCUCGGACCGCGCCUGCUGCGGGCAGCGCUGCUGCUCGCCCUCUGCCCCGCCGCCGGCAGCACCUGGAUGUGGCUGGGCAUCGCGGCCGCCGGCGGGCCCGAGAAGCCGGGCUGCGCCAGCCCUCCACUGAGCCGCCGGCAGCAGGACCUGUGCCAGCAGAAGCCGGAGCUGAUGCCCGCGAUCCGGGAGGGAGCGCGCCUGGGCCUCCAGGAGUGCCGCAGCCAGUUCCGACACGAGCGCUGGGACUGCCGCUCGCCGCCCGCCGCCCGCCGCGGGAGCGCCGGCCCCGCCGCCCUGGGGCAGCAGCUCAGCAGCGGCACCAAGGAGACGGCGUUCGUGGCGGCCGUGGCGGCGGCGGCGCUGGUGCACGCCGUGACGCGCUGGUGCAGCGCGGGCAACGCCACCGAGUGCUCCUGCGAUGUCAGCCUGCGCCACGGCGGCUCGCCCAGCCAGGGCUGGCACUGGGGCGGCUGCUCCGACGACAUCCACUACGGAAUGGCCUUCAGCAGGACGUUCCUGGACGUGCCUUUCAAGAACCUCACAGGCAGGAGCGGCCUGGCGGCGAUGAACCUGCACAACAACGAGGCCGGGAGGCAGGCCGUAGCGAAGCUGAUGUCUGUGGACUGCCGUUGUCAUGGUGUUUCUGGGUCCUGUGCUGUGAAAACUUGUUGGAAAACCAUGUCAUCCUUUGAAAAGAUUGGCCGGUUCUUGAAGGAUAAGUAUGAAAACAGCAUACAGAUAUCAGACAGAUUGAAAAAAAAGCUACGCAGGAAAGAGAAAAGCCAGAGAAAAAUACCAAUCGGGAAAGAGGACCUGCUGUACGUGAACAAAUCGCCCAAUUACUGCGUGGAAGACCAGAAGCUGGGGAUCCCCGGCACCCAGGGAAGGGAGUGCAACCGCACCUCACAGGGGCCCGAGGGCUGCAACCUGCUGUGCUGCGGGCGCGGCUACAACACGCACGUCGUGCGGCACGUGGAGCGCUGCGAGUGCAAGUUCGUCUGGUGCUGCUACGUGCGCUGCAGGAGGUGCGAGACCAUGACCGACGUGCACACCUGCAAGUAAGGGCAGGCACAGGAAACGUGGCCAAGCCGUCAGCCCAGCGUGGUGCACACAGCUGCCCCGGGGCAGCGGUCACUGCUGUCCCGGGGGUUUCAGAGGGUCGGCCCCAGGGGGAACAGGUACUGCCAGAGGGGGCAGCCCCAGCAUGCCUCGACUGAAACAACAGCUGAGGAAACAUCAGGCUGCAUGCAGGGACAGCUUAAACAGCAAAAAGGACUCCUGAUGACACGUUUGAAGGUGUUACUCUGCGAGCAGGGACAGAUGCUAAACUUUUUGUGCCUUUAAUAGACACAGUGUCCUGAAGAUCCAUGUGGUGGGUAGGUACAGCCGAGAAAUCUCAAGAUCCCAUUAGCCAGAGACUGAAGAGUUAAAGAGAGUUUGUAAGACACAUUAGAUAUAGUCCUUAUGUCUGUGCUUUUAAAACUGGGACUAGAUGGAUCCACUAGAUAGUUCAUUUCUGCAGACUUCAGAAAACCCCACAAAGAUAGGGAAAGAGUUCAGCUGUUGACCAUGAAGCAUUUGCUUUGCAGCCGUUCAGAAAACUGCCUUCUGCAUGAUGUGCAGAAAUGUGUCGGGAAGUGAGGAACAUGUGUGGCUGCAGAGAGUUCAGCAGUGUCUGCCUGGAAAAGGAGAGUCAACCUGUGCCCAGGGGAGAGAGGCAGGAGCACAGCUUGGUGAAUGUGAAUGGGUACUACCAAAUGGCAACCUUAGGAUUUUUAACAGGUUCUCCUUCAAACACACAAGGGACAGGUCUGAGAAGGGACAGAAAUACACUUUGAUAUUUGAAGGAAAUAAAACCCGCAUUUCCUGAGUACCUGAGCACACAUUUUGUGAGUCAGCUGGUUGUCACCCUACUCUUGAAUUCUAUGCAGUAACCUGCCACAUUCAACCAUCUCACUGGUGGUUCACCAUCAUUAUCAAAAUCAACCACAUGAGAUUUAGCCCAAAGGAAUCUGCCAUGAAGCAAAGGAUUUUUUAAAACAUAUUUUCUUUAUAGAAUCAGCAGCUAGAAUUUUUCAUUAGGUUGCAUCCUCAGUAAGUUCAAUGCACAAUGUAAUUUACGGGUUGGCUCACACCACUAAAAUAUUUAAGCUGUUAAUGAUAACAUUUUCUCUGUCUCCAUAUGUUGGCCUAAUUUUAUUUUACAUCUGUGAAAGGUUGUUUAUUGUCAUGCAGUGAUUUAAUGCCUGGCUUAAAAAGCAUCAUGUGAAAGGAUUACUGUUGUUUAAUUGUGCAAAGAACUAUUUUUGAUAAGACAAAAUUGUUUAUAUUUUGUAAAUAUUUAAAUUAUGCAAGUUAUGUAAAAGGUUUCCAAAAUUAAUGUGAUAAGACUGCAGCCCUUGAGAUUUGUUGGUUAGAGUUUUGUUAAUAUUGUAGUGGUCUUUAAUUGAUUUUUAUUUGCAUGUGCUGGGGGAAAUUAGUCAGAGAACUGCAUAAAUGUUAGGGGUUUUGAUCAUCAGGGUAGUUACAAUUAUUUCAGUUCAUACACACUGAUGAGAAACACUUCCUAUGAUUUUGUAAAUGGUCAGUUAGUAUUCUGCAUACUUUCUUUUUUGUUAUUCUCUUAAGUGCCUCUUACAAACACUGAAAUCCCAGCUCCAGCAGUAAGUACUCCCACUGAAAUCAAGGGAACUUGGAUGGGUUUGCAAUCCCUGAACUUCUUCCACACUAACAGCCAGUUUUUAGAAUCUUGGGACAGGUUGGCUGAGGCUUUCAAAGUUACUUUGAAGAAUUAAUUUCCUAGUUGUCAGUUAUUUUCCCAGGAAAGAUGGUGACCAGAUUCUGAACUGUCACUCUUUAUUGGAUGUGUAGGUCAGGAAGAAGGAAAUAAAUCUUCUAUGUUGUGGUAUUUCACUGCUUUAUGUGGAUUAUCUGUGGAACAUCAGUUCAGCAACAAUGAAUGUUCAGCAACAUGAUCUUCUGUUUGGACCUUUACUCCACAUUUGGCCAGUCCAUCUCCACUGGCCUAACCAAAUUAUUAUCUUAGGACCACAAAUCUGCUGUGGGAAGGGUGCAUGCCAGUAAGGCACUGUCACAGGAGACUUCAACACCUUCUAUGUGAAAACUUGGAUAAGGAGGACAUAUCAUGGUGGAACACCCUGAAGAGAGAGUUGUGAGCCCAGGUUGUUUCAGCAGUGAAAAUAAACCCACAGGUUCCUCAGGCUGUGCCACAGGAUUGACUGGCAGCAUGGAUGGGAGAUGAGCAAGCAGCACUAAGUCCAGACAGAACAGUACCAUACUCUCUGCUGAGACCUUACCUGGGAUAAUACAAUUUUGACCAUUUAAAUAACCUUGAAAUAUUAUUUGAGCUCAGUAGUUUAUUGUUUUGGGGUUGUUUUGGUUGUUUUGUUUUCCUGUUCACUAUUUGUAAGAUCAGCAAGAGACAGAGAAUUAAGUAGCUGCUUUAGCUGCCUCCAGGGAUCAGAAUCUUCCCAGAGGCUGGAGCGAGCAAUUUCCAUGCAUUUUUACAUAGUAGACAAUGUAGCUGGAUUAUUACAGUACUCUGUGUUGAUCCCUGCCUCUCUCUGUGUAUAUUCUAAUGCCCUGAAACAAAGUUUUCAUAUCUGCACACUUCAAAUGAUAAUAAACAGAUGAUGUUCAUUUUAUUAACUAAUAUACUACAAAACUUAACACGAGGUAGGUUAUGUGGUGGGUUACGUGUUUUUGAGGCAUCUGUGAGAACUAAGAUAUAAAAGUCAGAAAUCAAGACAUCCACCAAGUUUUUCAAUGGGAUUAUUCAGCUGCCAGGACCUGGGAACUUGAGGCUGACUGAUAAAAACAGUGCUGAAACAUUCAAGGCUGAAAAGGAUAAUUAGAGAAGACUGCCAUAGCAUUUGGUAGCAAAAAACAUUUGCAAGCUAUGUUCCACAGAAGAUAGCACUUUAUUCCACUGCUAUCCAUCAAGCUCAAAGAGGAGUCAUGAUUUCACCUCAGUUUGGAGUGCCUUUUUUCAUGUUUUUGCCUGAGCCUGUAUCUCUAUCAUGCUAUGGACAACACCCUAAGAAAGGAACAGACCUUCCUAAGGCCACAGGUGAUUACAGAUGUAGAGAUUGUAGCAAUUGAAAUACAAGAUGAAAGGCACUGGUUUGCAUGUUCUGGAGAGGAGAACAUAGGGCAAGGAAGAAUGUAAAAAGAUACCUAAGAGUCAUCAAGGUACCUAAGAGUCAUCAAUUUUUAAAUUGCUAAAAGGUAAUCGUUAAUUUUCAGCUAAGAUUUGGACAGCACAUGAGCCAACUCACCUAGAUGGGCAGUGAAGCACAGGAGGUGUUAUCUGAGGAAUCUGUUUUAACCCGAGUUAGGUUAGAAGGAUGCCUUAGAUCUUUGUAAUGUUGAAAGGGAUAACUACAGAGGCAGCAAGGAGGAACUAAAAGGGGCUUUAACAUUACCAGAAAUGCAAAGAAACGUCUCAAGUAGAGCAUGUUGUCUGUUGCCAUUCUUCACUUUUUCACCCCCAGGGAGGCAGAAGCAGGAUGCGGCUGAAGCUCAGGUGUUUGUGCCCUGUUGGCCUGUUGCUCAGAGGGUGAGAAGCAGGGCCCCUUGUAUCCCUGGUACAGCAUCAGGAGCCACCCCGUGAUAUCACUGAACAGGUCAAGGGCUGUUCUCACACUUUCCUGCUUCAGCCUCCAAGUUCCCAUAUAGUCUUACAUGUUUCUUCAAGUUUCUUUAACAAGCCCCUUGUAUUAAGGUUAGGCUAUGGCCUUAGGGCCUUAAAACUGAAGAGGAUUUCAUCAAUAAAAAGUCCUUUGCUUAGCCAUGACCCAAGUCAGUAAGGGAGGCACUGCAGCCCUUCCCAUCCUUACACAGGAAAGUCAGCCAGCACUUAUGGUGGCAGUAUUAUUUCCCCUUCUGAAAUUACCCACCUGGCCUCUUAUUUUAUUAAUACACUUAUUCUUGAAAAACACUCAGACUGCAGAAAACCCAAACAGUUUAGGAGACAUUACAUACACAUCAAGCAUUUAGCAGUCAAUUCAAUGUUUGAGGAAACUAUGUGCCACAGUAAGACACCUGGAAAGCAAAACAUGCCGAGCAAAAUAAAGCUUUUUUCCAACCUGGCAAUCAGGAAACUAAGGCUGUAAAAGGGUCUGCUUUUUCCAUAGGGAAAAAAAAAAAAAAAGCUGGAUCAUGAAAGACACUAGGGAAGGUCCAGAGGGUACAUAAAGGCAGUGAACCCCUUCAGUUUAUUUCUUAGGACUUCUAUUAAUCCAUAUAAAGCACCACUAGUAAAGCAGUUGAGAGCUGUGGUGUACAUUGAAGUCAUCCUCAGGUGACUUGAAUCCCUUGAAUCCCAGCUGGGUAUUCCUUGGUGAAAAUUAGGUUGAAACCUUCUUGUGUCCUUCCCCCUCUCUUCUCACAGCUCUGCAUUUUGAGGCAGACAUACCUCACAACUUUUCCCUUCCCUUGCUGCUGUAUUCUCAACAAGUCUGCAAGAUGCUACAAAUGUUCCCGUGUAUAGGAAAACAUGGAUCCUGGAGCUUUGCCCCACACAGGUAUUCAUGCACCUUUGUCUUUGCAACUGAUUUCUCCAGCUGAAGAGAGGCCAGAAUAGUUACCUUUGAGCUUGGCUACUCAAGUGAAAUGCAGACAGAUUACCAGAAAGUUUCUCUGUUAAGAUUCAGAGUUCAUCUCAGCAGCAGGAUACUGUAACUUGCCUGCUCAAGGCAGAGAGGACAGGACCAGAUCUUGCAGCAAGUCAACAGAGCAUGAGGAAGCAGAAAAGCAAGGAGACCCCAUUUGUAUGGCCACUCCAGUGUGACUUUGAAGUAUUUCACAAGAGUCUUAUUCAAUAUGAUACCAUACAGCUGUGAGGACACAGAGAAUAAGAGGAAGAUCUUAAUCAAAAUUUUAAGAAUCAAAUUACUUAAGAUAGAACAAAACUAAUUCUACCAUUUUAUUUUUUUAAUUCAUUGUUUAAAAGGUUUAUUGCAGGUACAACUUUAAGGGUGUUAGGAGAAUCAUGAUAUAUUUACUCAACGUGGAUUGCUAAUAAAGGCACACAUUCUCCAUUUAAUUUUGUAGAGGAAAUUUGAACUUUUGAAUUUGAAGAAAGAUGUCAUGUUCAUUGGUGUUCAAAGCCAAAAGAAUGAAGACAAUUGUAGUCCAGAAAAACUACUAAUGCAGCCAAAUAUGGUUUCUUCCUCUUAAAACUCUGCUAAGUAACUUCAAAAUUAUUUUGGUAUUAUUCUUGACGGUAGCAUAGCCAAUACUGGCAUAUACACCAACAGAACUGUAUUUCUGUGAAAAUUCCAGGAAUUAGACAAUUAGCUUUUCACUACAGCCUUAAGUAAUGAAAUAGAAUUUCAAACUGAUUAGAGAAGGGGAUUUUACUUCAGUGAAAAAAUACAUAUGAUUUUAACACAUCCUCCUACACAGGAAAAUCUGGAAGUUCUAACAAUCUUGAAGGAAACUCCUAUUAUUUAAAAAGCUAGUUAAACAUAGAUAACUCAGAAUCCAGUCUUACUCUGGUAACAGAGAUAAUUUAUUUUUCUUACAAGGUAAUUCUCAAUAUUGCUUGAAAUUUUUAGUGCACAGAAUUUGGCUGACAAAACAUCAACAAUAAUACUAUUUCUAAUGCCUCUCUGUAAAACUCACUGUGGGUUCCUGAAAAAGCCUUUGUAGCUUUCACCCCAUAGGACUAGCUUGAAGUUUUUGAGGAAUAUACCAGAAUUCAUGACACAAAGAGAUUAAGCCAGUCCUGUGUCAGCCCAGAUUUUGUGAAUAUGGACAUGGUCAGUUAGUAUGGUAUAACUCAGUUCCAGGAAAAGUUCAAGCAGGCCCUACUUAAAAAAAUACAAGUUAAGAAAGAAACCAAGGUCUUCACACAGCUCUGAUACAAGCUAAAGAAUAAGGCCACUUAAACUUGGUCCUUUUUUUUU
Molecule: messenger RNA, 7098 nt
Organism: Prinia subflava (tawny-flanked prinia)
Lineage: Eukaryota; Metazoa; Chordata; Aves; Passeriformes; Cisticolidae
Gene: WNT16
Product: Wnt family member 16
Exons: 4
Coding region: 149-1228 (359 amino acids)
Biological process (GO): canonical Wnt signaling pathway; multicellular organism development; cell fate commitment
Cellular component (GO): extracellular region
Molecular function (GO): cytokine activity; frizzled binding
Source: RefSeq, a predicted model, not a curated record